Penicillium salamii is the source of this 1779-nucleotide messenger RNA. The record is from the annotation of a GenBank genome assembly. Lineage: Eukaryota; Fungi; Ascomycota; Eurotiomycetes; Eurotiales; Aspergillaceae.
AUGUCUGUCCCUGAGUCUCCAUCCAACAGGUCUUCCAUCCUGCGGAACGCCUUUGCUCAGCGCGCGGAGGCGGCCGGCUCUACUGAAUCCGUUUUCCUCAGGCGCAUGAGUCCUGGGGCAUCAUCCGUUCAGAUUUCGCCCCUCUCGGCUGCCGAUGAGGCUCACGAGCGUCGCCGCAACGCUCUUGCCAGCAUUGACAGUGCUCAAUUCGGCUGGCGCCAUGUGCGCGCGAUCAUCGUCGCCGGAAUCGGUUUCUUCACUGACGCGUAUGACAUCUUUGCUAUUAACCUUGUCGUCAGCAUGAUUGGUAUCGUCUUUUUCCCCAACGGUAAACUCCCUGUUAACGUCGACACUGCUGUAAAGGUCGCUACCUCUGGUGGCACUGUUUUGGGUCAGCUUUUCUUCGGAUGGCUUGCCGAUCGCAUUGGUCGCAAGCGCAUGUAUGGGUUUGAGUUGGUCAUCAUCAUUCUGGCAACUCUUGCUCAGGCUCUUUCUUCCUAUUCUCCUGCCAUCUCUAUCACUGGUCUCCUUGUUUUCUGGCGCGUCGUCAUGGGUGUCGGUAUUGGUGGUGACUAUCCCCUUUCCUCUGUGAUCACGUCCGAGUUCGCUACAACCAAGUGGCGCGGUGCCAUGAUGGGUGCUGUAUUUGCAAUGCAGGGUCUGGGUCAGUUCGCCGCUGCCAUCAUGGCUUUGAUCGUGACUGCCGGUUACAAGGAGAUCCUCCAGACUGCCAAAGAUGGUGGCCAUUGCACUGGCGAAUGCCGGGUUGCUGUAGAUAAGAUGUGGAGGAUUGUUAUUGGAAUCGGAGCUGUCCCUGCCUGCUUCGCUUUGUACUUCCGUCUCACCAUUCCGGAGACUCCUCGAUUCACAUUCGAUGUUACCAGGGAUCACGCCAAGGCCGAGUCGGAUGUUCGCGCCUACCUCAAGGGCCGCAGCGGUCACCCCAGUGGCUCUGAGCGAGUGACAGAGUUUUCCACCCAGAGUGAGGAAUUGCUCCCACCCAAAUCCAGUUUCUCUGACUUCUGUCGUCACUACUCCCAGUGGAAGAACAGCAAGGUGCUUCUGGGUACUGCCGCCUCGUGGUUUUUCCUUGACGUUGCAUUCUACGGUCUUGGUCUCAACAACUCUAUCAUCCUCUCGGCGAUUGGUUGGACCGGCGGACAUAACCUUUACGAAAUCUUUUAUCGCAACGCGGUCGGUAACAUUAUCUUGAUCUGUGCUGGUGCCAUCCCUGGCUACUGGGUGACUGUCGCGACCGUUGAUACUGUGGGACGGAAGCCAAUUCAGCUGAUGGGAUUCGCCAUUCUGACAAUUCUUUUCGUCGCAAUCGGAUUCGGCUACGAUCAACUGAAACACACCCAUAACGGUCUUCUCGGUCUGUAUGUUGUCGCCCAAUUCUUCUUUAACUUUGGUCCCAACGCUACCACAUUUAUCGUCCCGGGCGAGUGCUUCCCGACUCGCUACCGAUCCACUUCCCACGGUAUCAGUGCUGCGGCCGGUAAAAUUGGCGCCAUCAUUGCCCAGUGCGUCUUUGGACCACUUGCGCACCGCGGUGCGACGAAGUCGAACGAUUCUCCUUGGCUCAACCACGUUAUGGAGAUUUUCUCUCUGUUCAUGCUCUGUGGAUUUUUUUCCACAUUCUUGAUCCCAGAGACAAAGAGAAAGUCGCUGGAAGAGCUUGCUGGGGAGACGGACCCCCGCAUUGCCUUUCAACCCCCCAACGACGCGCCGGUCAAGGACGAGGAGGAGAUUGUGUCCACCACCUUCCCGGUGAUUUAG